AUGGCUCCCUGCUCCACCAACUACUCCUCUCUUCACCACAUCAGGAUCUCUGAGAAAGACAACAUCAAAUUGAGAAAACCUAUUGUGGAGAAAAUGCGUAGAGAUCGCAUCAACAGCUGCAUCGAGCAGCUCAAGAUCAUUCUGGAGAAGGAGUUCCACAAGCAGGAGCCCAACUCCAAGCUGGAGAAAGCCGACAUCCUGGAGAUGACUGUGAGCUUCCUGAGGCAGCAGCUGCAGCCAGGCCUCUGUCAGAGCGACUACAACCAAGGCUACUCUCACUGCUGGAGGGACUCUGUGCACUUCCUGUCUGCUGCAGCAUCCAACACAGAGGCCUCUGUCACUCCUCUGCAGGGCCUCCAGCAGCAGGAGCAGCAGCUCUGUCAGACCCAAAGAGCCAGCAGCUCCUCUCCAAUCUGCUCCAUCCUCAGGCCCACCUCGCUGCAGGACAGCAGCAGCAGAGGCCCCGUGUGGAGGCCUUGGUAG
Plectropomus leopardus (leopard coralgrouper) is the source of this 483-nucleotide messenger RNA. It is a transcript of the gene her12, whose product is annotated as hairy-related 12. NCBI's taxonomy places the organism in Eukaryota, Metazoa, Chordata, Actinopteri, Perciformes, Serranidae. The record is from RefSeq and is a predicted model, not a curated record. Gene Ontology annotation, molecular function: protein dimerization activity.